Messenger RNA from Morus notabilis, 2001 nucleotides. RefSeq lists its product as uncharacterized. Gene Ontology annotation, molecular function: zinc ion binding; nucleic acid binding. Bases 1 to 2001 code for a protein of 666 amino acids. The record is from RefSeq and is a predicted model, not a curated record. NCBI's taxonomy places the organism in Eukaryota, Viridiplantae, Streptophyta, Magnoliopsida, Rosales, Moraceae. The transcript has a single exon.
AUGCAUCGAUAUAGAGAUGAACUAGGGAGAUUUGCUCAACGUCCAGAUUUAGAAACCCCUAGUGAAAUUCUAUCUGACUCGUCUUCUACGUCUCCGUCUUCGCACUCGUCGUUUGAAUUCGCAUUUCAAAAUCUAUUCACAAUGGCACAACACGAGGAAGUUCAGCAGAGGACGUUGCGAGAUUACUUGCACCCAAUGCAAACGGCCACCCCAUCUAGCAUCAUGUUCCCGCUAAAUGCACCACCUACGGAUUUCAAGCCGGGCAUGAUUGCACUUCUCCCAACCUUUCACGGAUUAGAGAAUGAGAAUCCAUAUGUACACAUUCAGGAGUUUGAGGAGCUAGUGGCCACCUUUCACAGCCAUGCUGAGGCCGCAAACACUAUUAGAUUGAAGUUUUUCCCUUUCUCUCUGAAGGACAAGGCCAAAAACUGGUUGUAUUCUCUUAGGCCCAAGUCUAUUGGUACGUGGGAAGAAAUGGCAACGACAUUCUUUAACAAGUAUUUCCUACACCAUAAGACUAACAAUUUGAAACGACAGAUCUCGAAUUUCGUUCAGAAGGAAAACGAAACUCUCUAUCAAGCUUGGGAGCAUUUUAAGGAUCUAUUAAAUCUGUGUCUGCACCAUGGAUAUGAAAGUUGGCACCUCGUAAGCUAUUUCUACGAUGGACUCACAAUCCGAGAGCGUCAAUUUGUUGAGAUGAUGUGCAAUGGAGAUUUUCUCCAGAAGGAUCCUGACGAAGCUAUCGAGUACCUGAACGAGUUAGCUGAGAAAGCUCAUACUUGGACUGGACCGAGUGCUACUGAGAGCACCAGUAGGUCCCGACCAGCUGGAAUUUAUCAAUUGAGGAAAGAGGAUAGCCUCAAGGCCCAAGUUGAAGCUUUGACAAAGCAAAUUGAGGCCCUCAAAAGUAAAGAUAGUAAAGGACCCAACAUGGUGGCAAGGACAGAGGCACAUGAGCUUUGUUUAGUUUGUGGUGGAAUGGGCCAUCUAGCUCAGGAUUGCCACACUUUAAGUGAAAUGAAAGGGGUAUACGAGGAGCAGUGCAAUGCUUUUGGCGUAUACGGAAAAUCAUAUACACCUUUCUCGGAGACUUAUAAUCCUGGUUGGAGAAACCACCCGAAUUUCAGUUGGCGAGAUUCGAAUCAACAUGCACAAUCAUCUGGAGGGCAAUGGAGAUCAAAGCAAAAAUCUCAACCACCAAGGACAUAUUUUGCGCCUCAGAAUAACAUACAGCCGAAAGGGAAUUCUCUAGACGAUACCCUAAAAGCUUUUAUGGACACGCAAAAUAAGACGAAUCAAAGAGUUGAUUCAAUGCUCACGCAGCUGGUGGAGGAGAACAAGGAAAUAAAAAGUCAGAUCACAAAGCUGACAGAAGCUUUAACCGUUCAAAAGCGAGGUAGAUUUCCAUCACAAGUCCAGUCCAAUUUGAGAGGACAACACAUGGCUCAAACAUCCAACUCUGAAGGUCAAAAUAUCAAGGAAGUUAAUGCCAUCUCUACUCAAAGUGGUAUGAAUUUUGACACGCCAACGACAAGUACAACCACUUCGACUAAUGAAGAAUCGGCUCAGGAGAAAGAAGAGCCAACAAAAAUUCCGGUAAAGGUGCCCUUCCCCCAAGCUCUCCGACCUGCUGGGAAAGUGCCGGAAAAUCAAAGUGAGAUCCUAGAGCACUUGACACAAUUGAAGAUCAAUCUUUUGUUACUACAUGUGAUCAAGCAAGUGCCGCCCUAUGCUAAGGUUAUCAAGGAAAUGUGCACCAUAAAGAGAAAGCACCACGUCAAGAAGACUGCAUUCUUGACGGAACAAGUGAGCGCGGUGAUUGAGCAGAAAACACUGCCGAAGUAUAAGGAUCCAGGUUGUCCUACCAUUUCUUGUCAGAUCGGGACACAUGAAUUCGGCCAAGCCUUACUAGACUUAGGAUCGAGCGUGAACCACAUGCCUUAUUUGGUCUACUCACAAUUGGGUCUUGGAGAGAUUAAGCCCACAUCUGUGGUUCUGUAA